GCAUAACUGUUUUUCAUUAACAGGAAUCUUUAUAUGUUCAUUGUUUAAACUUUACUUUCCCCAUUCACUUUUUUCAGAUGUAGUGGAUACUUUCCUUACUGUCAACACCCAUCAUUCAAACAAUUUCGUUUACACCUGAUGUACUAUAAUACUUACAUUCUCUUUCCAAUUGGAAAUAUUUCUGAGACUGCUAGUGUCUGGUUCACUUUAGUCUUAUCAAUAGAACGCUAUUUAACUAUGAGUCAAUUGGGUUCAGUUUAUCAGAAGAAACUCAGUGCUCGUUCACCUAAUUUAUCCCCUGUCAACCAAGAAGAAGAAACACUAUACAGUUUAGGGAAUAUAGAUCAAGAAACUCAAAAGACCUUUAAAGACAGAAACACACGCGAAGAGUCGGACGACAACUUAAGAGAACAACAACACAAUUCAAUGAAGACAUGGUGUAUUAGACUGUCUACCCAUUGUCAAUUAUAUAAACCAACCUGUUAUUCCAGAAAGUGCACGCUUUGUACAUGUGAACCAAAGAAAUUUCAGAUCCUACAAAAAUUAUCUUAUUUUAAGUUUUGUAAAUCGAUAAAAAUGUGUUCUUUAGCCAAAUGUAUCCAAUUUUGUACCUGCAGAAAUUGUCAUUCAAAAUAUUCAAUAGUUUUGAUAGCUAUUUUCAGUAUACUAUUCAAUUUGCCUCUAUUUUUUGUUCAGAAAGUUAACAGUGGAAUAGUACCUACUAAACAUUCCACUGAACAAAUGAAUAAUAGUGCUGAGACCAAUGAAUGGAUGCAUACUACAUCUAAGCAUAUGAGUAAUUUAACAACAUCAGACUAUCAAAAUAACCAAAGUCAAACACAAGUUUACAUUGGUCUCACAGAAUUUGGAAGUUCAGAGUUUUACAAAAUCUUUUCAUGGAUACGUAUUAUGCUAGUACAAGUUUUACCUUUAUUAUUUUUAUGUCUGGUGAAUUUCUGCCUAUUCCGGUUCAUACAUAUAGCAAAUAGACGUCGACAAAAAUAUUUACUACCAAAAGGUUUAAAUAAGAAAUCACGACGUUUUGAACUGAACAAAAUAAACUUACAUUGUCCAAAAGCGAAUGGUGGUUCUAGUGCUAGAUGGCAAGCAGCACAGCGUAAAUUAACUAUUUUACUUAUUGUUAUUGUCGGUUUAUUUAUAGCCGGACAAAUACCUCAAGGAUUUGCCUAUAUCACUAUUUUUGAAGCAUUUACUAGUCAUUUCGGUAGUGUAUGUAAAAGAUGGCGUUGUUGUCAACCAUACUUAAUUUAUCGUUCAAUAUCACAUAUGCUAGGCUUAUUUACCUAUGCUAUCAACUUUUUUGUUUAUCUUACACUGAAUAAACAUUUUAAACAACAAUUAAAAAUUUGGUUUCUAUCAAUAUUUCCUAGUAGAAACCAAUUACAAAAGAAGUAUGCAUCAAAACAAACUAAACCAUCAUACUAUUCAUAUAAUCAGUCGAAAUCAGAUGGUUCAUUUGCUAGUCAACAUAAGUGUAAUAAUAAUACAAGACCUUAUUAUAAUAACAGACAUGAUAAUAUAUGGAAAAAAUUUAUUAAUUUAAGAAGACGUUCAUCUAUAUUAUAUUAUGAUAAUAAAAAUAAAAUACUAUCUAUUGAAAAUACAGAUUUUCCAUCUGAAGCUGUUUCUGCACCUGUCGACUUAUACUCCAGUUCAAAAUUAAGACGUAAGGUAGAUUUUAUUCAGAUAGACGAAAUGAAUUCGAUUGAAAUGCCAAAAGGCACUGUUUAUAAUCCAUAUAAUUUAAAUACUAAAGUAAACUCGAUUCAAACACCAGAAUCUCUCCUAUCGAGUAAUCAGCCAAUAACAACAUUAGCCGAUGAUACAUUGAAACAUUUAAUCAUUAAUAAUCCAUGUUAUACAAAUCAACAAAAACAACCACCACCGCAACGACAGUCUACAGUUUCAAGAGGAAAUGAUACUAACUACCAAUCAUUUGUUUCACUACAACCAACAACUAAAUGUCAUACAGAGAUAAAAUAUGGUACAAAUCAUCCAUUAUUACUAUAUAAAACAUUUCGUGCUUAUUAUUCUCAUGAUUCUGUUGUGAAAAAGUGGACAUUUGAAUUGAAUUGUAUGAAUAAUCAACAAGUCGUUCAUGAUAUUCAUUCAAAUACAACAGCUCCACCCUCAUCAUCCUCUUCAUCAUCUACAUCAUCGUCUUCGUCAAUAACACAAAACUAUUCUAUUACCUCUAAUAGUAAUAUAAGGAAUUUAGAUAACUUUCAGCAAGAACAGACAAAUCAGAAACAAUUAAAGGAUACUAUAUUGAAUAAUACAAAUAAUACACAUUGUGUGAAUUUGCUAAUGAUGCAAAAUAGUAAUAAUAACAGUAAUAACAAUAAUGAUCAUACUACCUAUGAUAGUAAUAACAUAAAAGAAAAUUCGAAAAUUUGUAGACAUUCAAUAGUCAAUUCAGAUUCUCAAGGUGUAGGUUUAUCCUUUUCACAUAUUUACUGUCCUCUUGUAUAUAGAGAAAGUGAUUUUGAUGUUAUCUCAGUAGACGAUAGUGUUGAACAACAUGAAACUGAGCAUAAUUCAUUCUUGUAAAAAAAAUCUAUAUUCGAAAAAGAUCACACAGAUGAUAAACUAUGCAUGAAGUUCAAAGUAUCAGUGAAACAUACCUCAUGAUGACAUAAGUUCUAAUUGUAUUAAAAUUAAGAAAAUGGUGUCGAUUGCACUAAACAACAACAAAAAAAACACACAUUGACAACAGAUAAGGCUAGCUCAGGAAAAACAAUUAUUAAACAAUUCACAGUGAAUACAGCAUUUUAUACAUUUAAUAUUUUGUAUUAUUAUUAUUAUUAUUCAGCAUUUCAAUACCCCAUUCCCUCUUUCACUGAAGAACACAUGCUACAUUAUAUUAUACUGUUCCUAGUGUAUACUCACCCAAUACAAAUUAUUCGUGUAUUCCAUUUUACAAAAAAAAAACUACAGAAGUAUUAUUUUUUCGAUAAAUGUAUAUAAAAAGUGCAUUUAUAUUAAAAGGGAAUAUAUCGAGUAUGCAUUUGCUAACUAGCAAUUUUAUUUUUAAACGAAAAUAUGUAUACCAAAAUAUGUGAAUAAAGAAAAAUACAAAAAUAUUAACUGAUUAAAAAUGCCCAUUAAAAUUUUCAAAAGAAUAGACACGGAACAAAGAGUACUCUUUUCGAUAAAUUCAUCAUCAGGUUCUACAAUUAUAUAUACAUUAUAAUGAAUGAAUGAAUUAGUCUUAUGAACGACAUUAAUGUUGUUUAAAUACCAUCAAAUCAAUAAUAUUGAUAGAAUACAGCUCAAUAGCAUCAACAUAAAAUAAGCUGGAUGUCAGAAUAAUUAGGAAAGGUAAUAGUACAAAUCCAUGAGUUUAUAGUCUCUACUGAGGGCCAGGGCAGUAGUAGGGGCUGGACUUGUUUCUUUUGGACACAGAGCACUGGUUGUUUGAGGCGAAUUGCAAUAGCCUCUGCUGUUUGAAGCAUGUGGUGCUUCGACGAUUUUGGUAGUUUGUUAGGCACCCGGUAUAUUAUAUUAUAUUGCCAACAAAAUAUUUCUAUAUUUUAUGAUAAAACAGAGGAUUA
Messenger RNA from Trichobilharzia szidati, 3575 nucleotides. Lineage: Eukaryota; Metazoa; Platyhelminthes; Trematoda; Strigeidida; Schistosomatidae. The record is from the annotation of a GenBank genome assembly.